Messenger RNA from Priceomyces carsonii, 2844 nucleotides. RefSeq names its product MCM DNA helicase complex subunit (gene MCM6). NCBI's taxonomy places the organism in Eukaryota, Fungi, Ascomycota, Pichiomycetes, Serinales, Debaryomycetaceae. The record is from RefSeq and is a predicted model, not a curated record. Gene Ontology annotation, cellular component: MCM complex; nucleus. The transcript has a single exon. The coding region runs from base 1 to 2844 and encodes 947 amino acids. Gene Ontology annotation, biological process: mitotic DNA replication; DNA replication initiation; double-strand break repair via break-induced replication. Gene Ontology annotation, molecular function: single-stranded DNA binding; ATP binding; single-stranded 3'-5' DNA helicase activity.
AUGUCUAAUUUUGUUUCAUCUCCAGGGAGGAUUCCUUCAGAUUCAGCCCAGUUGUUACACUCAUCGCAACCUCCAUCAUCUAUAGGAAGAUCUGGUGGAUUGACACCGCAGACGGGUUUCAGCGAGCCUGGCUUGUCUCAGAGUACACCAGGACCAUUUGCAGAUUCCGGUGUUAAUGGUGGUUUUGAAGGGAUACAUCCUGCAGCAGCGACUGCAGUUGCUGGGAGAAGAAGACAAAUCGCUGUUCCAAAAGUUGUAGAUGUCACUGGAGAAAAGGUAGGUGAAAGUUUUGAACUGUUCAUUGAGGAGUUCACAGACCCAGACAUAGACGAAAGUAGCGACCAAUGGAAUAAUAGGGUAUAUCUUGCCCAGAUUGAGGCAAUGAAAACAUAUGAGACCAGCACUUUUUAUGUCGACUAUCAACAUUUGCUUCUGAGAGAGAAUGGUGUUUUAGCUUCUGCUAUUCUUGAACAGUAUUAUAGGUUUUCGCCUUUCUUGUCGAAGGGAUUAAGAAAAGUCAUUAGGAAGUAUGCGCCAAGCUUAUUACAUACGAGCUUGUUGUCUAGCCAAGUGGACGACGAAAACAGUAGAGCAAAUAAAACGGAGUCCUCGUCAUCUACUGCUCUGUCCAAUGCAAAUGAACGUGUAUUUCAGAUAUCAUUUUAUAACUUACCAACCAUCAAUAGAAUCAGGGAUAUCAGAACUGAAAAGAUUGGAUCUUUAAUGGCAAUUCUGGGAACUGUCACGAGGACCUCCGAAGUAAGGCCAGAACUAUACAGAGCUUCUUUUACUUGUGAUAUGUGCUCAGCGAUAAUUGAAGGGGUGGAACAGGUGUUCAAAUAUACUGAGCCAACAUCAUGUCCAUCUUGUGAAAAUCAAUCAUAUUGGACUCUUAACGUGGCGAAAUCACAAUUUAUCGAUUGGCAAAAGGUUAGAAUACAAGAGAACUCGAAUGAGAUUCCAACCGGUUCUAUGCCUCGUACUUUGGAUGUGAUUUUAAGAGGUGAAACAGUUGAAAGAGCAAAGCCUGGUGAUAAGUGUAAGUUCACAGGUGCUGAAAUCGUUAUUCCAGAUGUUUCUCAAUUAGGACUACCGGGCAUUAAAGCACAGUCAAUUCGGGACAACAAAGGCGCCAUGUCUUCUGAACUAAGUUCGAGUGUGACAGGUCUUAAGGCUUUGGGUGUUAGGGAUCUUACAUACAAAAUCGCUUUUUACGCCUGCCAUGUUUCCUCCAUGACAAAGCGAAUCGGUAGCGAUGGAGUGGACGAAAAAGAGGACUUGGCCGUGGACUUUCAAGGGUCCAAUGAACAGGAAAUUUUUUUGACAUCCUUAACUGACUCUGAAGUGGCCGAACUUAAAGAAAUGGUGAAAGAUGAGCACAUUUAUAACAAGUUGGUCCAAUCUUUGGCCCCAGCUGUAUUUGGACACGAGGUUGUAAAAAAAGGGAUAUUACUACAAUUGUUAGGAGGAGUUCAUAAGAAAACGAUUGAUGGAAUUAAUUUGAGAGGAGAUAUAAAUAUUUGUAUCGUUGGUGAUCCAUCUACUUCAAAAUCCCAAUUUUUGAAGUAUGUCUGCGAUUUUUCUCCUAGAGUGGUGUAUACUUCAGGAAAGGCCUCGUCAGCUGCUGGUUUAACAGCGGCGGUUGUGAAAGACGAAGAGAGUGGUGAGCAUACUAUCGAAGCAGGUGCGUUGAUGUUAGCUGAUAAUGGUAUAUGUGCAAUAGAUGAAUUUGACAAAAUGGACAUCUCUGAUCAGGUUGCUAUUCAUGAAGCGAUGGAACAACAGACGAUCUCAAUUGCUAAGGCUGGUAUACAUGCAACUUUAAAUGCUAGGACUUCUAUUUUAGCAGCAGCAAACCCUAUUGGUGGAAGAUAUAAUCGUAAAGUUGGAUUAAGAUCAAACUUGAACAUGACUGCACCAAUUAUGUCAAGAUUUGAUUUGUUUUUCGUUAUUUUAGAUGAUUGUAAUGAGCGAAUUGAUACUCAGUUGGCUUCUCACAUCGUUGAUUUGCAUAUGUUACGUGAUGCCGCCAUCAAUCCCCCAUAUUCAGCUGAGCAGCUCUCGCGGUAUAUAAGAUAUGCCAAAACUUUUAAACCAAAGAUGACUAAAGAAGCUAGAGAUUAUUUAGUUCAAAGGUACAAGGAAUUAAGAAGUGAUGACGCUCAAGGUUUGAGUAGAUCAUCAUAUAGAAUUACUGUGAGACAGUUGGAAUCGAUGAUUAGAUUAUCUGAGGCAAUUGCCAGAGCAAAUUGCACAGAAGAGAUAACCCCUAGUUUCGUUUCAGAAGCAUACGAUUUAUUGCGACAAUCAAUAAUUAGAGUUGAAAUGGAUGAUAUCGAAGUAGACGACAACGAUAAUGAUACAAAUAAUGCAGAGAGUCAUGAAGAUGCUGAUGACGGAAAUGGAAAUCUUCCUGACGAUAACCAUAGUCAUAUCAAUGAGAGCGACCAAUCUAGAUCUACAAAUAAGAGUUCCACAGUCAUCUCCUACGAUAAAUAUGUAUCAAUUAUGAACCUUAUGGUGAAGAGAGUAUCUGACGAUGAUAGCUCAGGGGGCGAAGGUCUAACUGCUGAAGAAUUAGUAACUUGGUACUUAACUCAAAAGGAGGAUGAUAUUGAAACUGAGCAAGAGUAUUAUAAUGAAAGAAAAUUGGCAUAUAAAGUCUUAAAAAGAUUAGUGAAGGACAGAAUCCUUAUGAGUGUUACUCAUAAUGCUAAUGAUGAACUACCGAACGAAGGAGACAAUCAGACAGCCACAAAAACAGUAUAUAUUUUACAUCCCAAUUGUGCUAUCUUGGAUUUCUUUGACCACGCCAGACCAGAAAACGAACAAGGCUCGUUAUGA